Messenger RNA from Acanthoscelides obtectus, 3596 nucleotides. Lineage: Eukaryota; Metazoa; Arthropoda; Insecta; Coleoptera; Chrysomelidae. The record is from the annotation of a GenBank genome assembly.
CGAAUAUCCGAUGUCAUAAAGAUCUAGUGACAGGAUAACAGGAAAAUCUGUAUCUGUUUGUUACAGGUGAACCCUUCACGAUAUUCGCCCCACAGAACACAGCGAGAGACCGAACAGAAAAUUUGCUCCACCUGCCAGAAUUGGUGAAAAAUCUGCUUCUAGACCAUGUGGUUCUUGGAUCGAAGAUAGACCUCACCAACGUUACAUCAGAGACCAAUUUCACAACAAUGAGUGGGAGGACAGUGACUGUCAAGCCCGCGAAAGAAAACGUGACUAAACUGAAGGCCAACGACGCAAAUGUUGUAGAACAAAAAAUAGAAGUCCCAAAUGGAAUACUGAUAGUCGUGGACGGAUACCUCUUCCCAGAGGAUCAACUGAUACGAAGAAAUGCAACAAGUCAAGGAAAACUGGUGGACGAUGGCAGCCAUUUUGCCGGAAAGGAACAUCCGAGAGUUCGAUCGAACACCACCUUCGUGGAGAACAUCAUGGAAGUGCUGGGGUUCCUCAAAAGUGGUGUGAGGGUAUUUCAGCAUUUUCUGUCGAGAUCGAAUGUUUCCAAGUUACUUAAGGAAGAUGAGGAAUACACAGUGUUCGUACCAACAGACCAUGCUUUCCAACGUUGGCACCCAAUCGACUGGGGUUUCUACCCCUUCAGUGUGCCGGAGUUCACGGAGAGCGUCAUUGUGAACCAUUUCAUCAAGGGCAGGUUGAGACAGGACGACAUCAAAGACGGACAAGUGGUGAAGAGCCUCGAAGGCAAGGAUAUCGUCUUCAGGAAGACUCCCAGUUUGACAGUCAACGGAGCUACGGUGGUAAAAGGAGACACCCCAGUGGCGAAAGGAAACAUGAUGUUCAUAGGAGAAGUACUGUUUGUGAGCGAAUCGGUGGUUUCUAAAUUACACCAACAACAUAAAGACAAAGAAACACCUCCAUUGUUGGCUUUUCCGUGGGUUGGAGCCCAGUUCUUAUCACAUGCCUUUCUGGCACUUGAAAGGGAUAAAAGGUUCAGUCACAUCACAAGAUUUCUCAAUUUAGCCGACCUGGCGCCGCACGUCUCGGGUACAGGCUACACGUUUUUCGUACCAAUAGACACAGCUUUUGAAGAAAUCGGUCUGGACAAGAUGCCAGAUAACUACUUAUCAACAGGCGAUGGUCUGCGGAUUCUGUUAAAUCACUUUGUCAAAGGAAGGCUCUAUGACAAGGAUUUGAAAGAUAGAAUACAACUUGCGACAUUGGGAAAUGAGACGAUUAUUGUGAAAAGAGAAAACGGUAAAGUCAAGAUAAAUGAAGCUACCAUCGUAGAAAGCGAAGUGUUCGUCUACAACUUAGGCACGAUGUUCUACAUAGACAAAGUACUAUUCACCAACAGCAACAGCCUACCCAACACCAGCACGGUACCACCUCCGGAAGAAACCAGUACCACUAGCGUACCAUUCACGACAGCUGCAGGUGCUGAGAAAGUACCCGAGGAACUGAUAAAAGAACCAGCGAGUAUGGUGGACGUCCUCUAUGCAGAUGGAGCUAAUUCAGAAAAUGUCACUGAAGCUGCGAUCACAGUUGUGGUUACACAAGCUUCUGCUAAUAAUACUGUCCAAUGAAUAGAACGUGUUUUGUUUAGAAACGGCUAGAACCACCAUUUUCACCUAUUCAAUUACGUUGCUUUAAUGAAAGACUUCAAGUGUCUCGAUUCAUAAGUAACGUUUUUUCAUUUUUCAGUACGUAGAACAUCAAAUAAAACUAUUCUAUACAUAAGUGAAAUGUUGGUUUUGUUUUAGCGUACAAGGGGUUUUACAGGGUUUUUGGUCUAAGGUGGUUUGUUGCUUCAAUCUACUAAACCGCAUGUUUUGUUACAGUGUUACCAAAGUUUUCAAGCAUCGUGCAUAUUUCAACGCAAAGUUAAAGCUAAAAGCUGAGACAGAUUUUUUAAACGUGCCUUUCUUUAACUUCCUUUAGCGAGGAUCCGGUUAAACCGACACCAAAUCGUCUUAGGCCUUGAAUAUUACACAUAAAUGCUGAAAUUUUCUUUUGGGAUGCCAUAAACCUAUGUUUGCAGUAUUAGAAUCGAAGGUUCGUGGGUAACAUUUUUUAUAAUGAAAUGGUUAGUUAUACUAUAUUUACUAUGAUGCUUACUAUUUAUAUGUAAUUGUUAGGUUUCAAUGGACUCUCAUUAUCAAGAGUGUAAUAUGUUAGUUUGUGUAGAUACGUGGAUUAAAUUAUAUAUCAGAUAUAAAAAUAUUUUUACAUUCAACUACACUCAAAUGUUGACAUUAUGUAGACAUUAUGUUUCCAGAUCUAAAAAAAUCUACUGUCCAUCAUAGCAUAAAAAUAUACUAUGAACUUACUACAUGACACACGUUUCCUUCUUUCCAAUUGUUUAUGUAGUUAAAAAUCGUUUGAUCCAGACUCAUAAUUCAAAAAGAUAUAUGUUCCUCAAAAGCAUGCCAUUAUUAUGCCAAAAGCGUUUUAUCCAAACCAGAAAAUUUGUUAUAUUAAUGACAUCUGACAGAAGACUUUCAGUUAUGUAGUUUAUGCAAGGAAACACUCCCUAGGUGACACAUGAUGUCAACUUGUGUAUUAAUAACUGCAUGAUUAUGUAGUAACACAACAAGAAGUAACUGUGUGUAUAAAGACACAAAUUUGUUUAGAAUGAUUUUCAGUAGCAUGGAUCUUCAGACUUAAUAUGAUGUGAUAUUAACAUUUUAUUAAAGUGAAAAAAUAUCUUGGACAAAAAUCUUCUUUUCCAAUUUCUACUAAAAUUUCUGUACUAUGUAAAUUACGAUGCAUGGGUAUAACAUUAUCUCAUAUUAUAGAUGUCAAACGUGUUUUGCUAUACUCGGCGUUUAAAUAUAUGUGAUUAGAGCAAGUAUGUCGUUGUUAAUGAUAUGCUAAAAACCAUAUCAUAUACAAAAUCGUUUAUCAAAUGGUAUUUUAGACUAUAUGUAUAUAAUAUAUAGUCGUAAGAAAUUUUUUUAAUAGAAAGUAGCACAUUCUGAGCUGCCACUUCAUCUGCCUUGUACACCAUUUUUUCAAGCAUUUUACACUUCAAUUCAAAAAUGUUUCCUGAUGAAGAUUCAGUUCUCUUCUCCCUCUACUAUAUUAAGCUAAAUGUGCUACUUUAUUAAUUCGUUGUAUAUACUUACAUAAUUAUAUUGUUAGGCCAAAUGACUGAUGAAUGUUAGCAAUUUGCAAAUGCACUUGUAAAUUGAUUUAUAUUUAUAUGGAAAAAUCUAAUAUCUGUGAAGACAUUGACGUUACACCAGUAGAGUGGCUUUCUCAAUGUAACGUAUUUUCAACGUUAGUAUUUCGCAUGCAGAUACAUUUACAAACAAUUAACAUAUUUAACUACCAUCUUCUUCACUAGUAUUGUCUACUACCCCUUCAAACCUACUAUUCAUGCUCCAAAAUGUAGACGUAAAAACAAAUCCAAUACAAAACAUGGAGUUUAUUGAUAAUAUAUGUUAUACUACCAACUAUGAAAACCAUACAGAUAAAAUCACUAAGUUUUUAAGGCUUAAAUGCAUAGGAGUAAGUUUAUAAUAAUUAGGAUGAAACUUAGUGAUUUCCAGUUAUUUUGUUGUUAAAUAAACGGAUAUAAU